CAGCUCUCUCUUUGGAGAGCGAGACAGAGAGACAGGUAGAAUGGACGCUCAGACAUCCCCGUUCAAUCUCAGCGAGGGCGUGCAGCACCCACUCCCACCGCCAGAGUCGAGUCCAGUCGUCGACCUCAUGCACCCAGAGACCAUGUCUGUUGCUGCCCUGUUGCAAGCACUGACACUGCACGGCGUCCCACUCGCUCAGGACUCGGAGUCAAACAAGGACGCUCUUGUGGCGCUGUUUCGCCGGUUUGUAAUGCCGCGUCCGCAGCGCCAACACAGACGCAGCGCAAUGCUCAACGAGCGACAAGCAUCGCAAGGAUUGUCCUCAAAGUCGCCGCUGUUGCUGCGCAUACCAGAAAGUACCAACCACGAGACGCUGCAAAGAAUCACGCAGCUUGGAUUCCACCAAAGCAAGGACGCGGUGGACUCGAACGCAAACCGAAAGCGAGCCGCCUCCCGCCAACUGACUGCCGCUGACUGCGCUGAGCUGCCCAACACCAACGCAACUGGUGCAUGGGUUUCUUGCUCAAAUGCACGACAACGGCAUGGCGAUGCAUUGUUGCAGUCGAUGCCGGCAUCGCCUGCGGCUGACAUGGUCAUUUCAGCACUGAAACAUGCUCGACUGGAAUCUCCCAAUUCAGAGGCCGACGAGCCAUUUACUCUGCCCAUACAGGCAUUACCGCCAAGCACGCUGCUUUCUGACGAGCAUCGGCAUGUCGUAGAAAGAAUUAGCACUCCAUCGCACCCAUCCCCAAGGCCUCGGCGCACCAGACGCCUCAGCGAUGAGCUGCAGUCUGCGCACCAGCUCUCGCACGCCGAAGCAGCAGCAUCGGCCACUUUGAAUCUCGGCACAGCCUCUUCCGAAGAGUCGGCCUAUAAUCUGCAUCAGAGCAAGCGCAUGCGUUGGGACAGCGCUUCCGAGCAAACCCCCAACUCUGAUGCCUUCCAUUCUCUGGGCUCAGCAGAUACGACCACCGCGAUGGAGCUGCAAUAGCACUUGUCACCUCUCAAGAAGCACAGAAUGACACAGAAUUACUCAUUUUCCAACAAUCCGACACACCCAUUAUCAAUCGCCAAACAAUCUUUUGAACAAACACCGUUUCAUUGUAUCAAACAGUUAUUUCAACAAAUCAUAACAAAACCGAGUUAGAAUACACAAAUAUACUGGAAAGUAGAAUCGCA
Molecule: messenger RNA, 1179 nt
Organism: Capsaspora owczarzaki ATCC 30864
Lineage: Eukaryota; Filasterea; Ministeriida; Capsasporidae
Exons: 2
Coding region: 41-991 (316 amino acids)
Biological process (GO): embryonic morphogenesis
Cellular component (GO): tRNA-splicing ligase complex
Source: RefSeq, a predicted model, not a curated record